This is a messenger RNA of Marmota flaviventris (yellow-bellied marmot), 945 nucleotides long. Its product is annotated as mas-related G-protein coupled receptor member X2-like. Gene Ontology annotation, biological process: G protein-coupled receptor signaling pathway. Gene Ontology annotation, cellular component: plasma membrane. NCBI's taxonomy places the organism in Eukaryota, Metazoa, Chordata, Mammalia, Rodentia, Sciuridae. The record is from RefSeq and is a predicted model, not a curated record. Gene Ontology annotation, molecular function: G protein-coupled receptor activity.
AUGGUGACCAGAAGUAACUGGAAUAAUCCUCAACCUGUCAACUUUUGGACCUCGAUCCAGGGCUUGCCAACCCUCAUCAUUGCCCUGAUUGGGCUGGUGGGAAAUGCAGUUGUGCUCUGGCUUCUGGGCUUCCGCAUGCACAGGAACGCCCUGUCAGUCUACAUCCUCAACCUGGCGGGAGCCGACUUCCUUUUUCUCUGUUUUCAUGUUAUGGUUUCUCUGAACAAACUCAACCUCACUUUCCUUUCCUUUCUCGCCUUCAUCCUCAAGUACUUACCCAUUGUAAUGAUCUGUUCCUACCUUACAGGCCUGAGCGUGUUGAGCGCCAUUAGUGCUGAGCGCUGCCUGUCCAUCCUGUGUCCCAUCUGGUACCGCUGCCACCGCCCGAUUCACACCUCAGCUGUUAUAUGUGCCAUACUCUGGGCCCUGUCCCUGCUACUGAGCAUCCUGGAUGUGUACCACUGUACCUUCCUAUCUACAAAUUUCAACUAUUGGUGUCAGACAUUUAGUUUCAUCACGGCUGCAUGGCUGAUAAUUUUAUUUAUGGUUCUCUCUAUAUCUAGCCUCACCCUGCUCAUCAAGGUCAUCUGUGGCUCUCGGAGAGUACCGCUGACCAGGCUGUAUGUGACUAUUGGGCUUACAGUUCUGGUCUUCCUCUUCUGUGGCCUGCCUGUAGGCAUCAUGAAUUCUCUGUUGUCCUGGAUUCAUAAAAACAAUAUGAGUCUGCAUUUUUUAAACAUUACUUUAUUUCUGUCUAGUAUUAACAGCAGCGCCAAUCCCAUCAUUUACUUGUUUGUUGGCUCCUGUAGGCGGGGACAGCACCGUCGGCGGCAGCGACCAUCGCUCAAGUUGGUUCUGGAGAAGGCCUUCCAGGACAUACCUGAGGUGGAGAAAAGUGGAGAAAGUCUUCCUCAGGAAACUAUGGAGAGUAUAACAUCCUCCUAA